AAGAGAUCCCGAACGUAAAUUAGAGCGAGCCAUUUUCAGACUGCUCCCCAAACAUUCUUGAAGAAAUCCUGCAACGCGACAACAAUUGUGAUUUUUUUGUAAAGGGAUUUCAGUAAUGACGGAAAAAGUUCAGACUGUUCUUGGUGCUGUAGACCCUGCAACCUUGGGUGUGACCUUGACCCAUGAACAUCUAUCUAUAGAUUCUCGUCCACUUGGUGUUCCUAUUGAUCCAAAGUACAAGUAUCUGGAAGAGGCUCCAGUAGCAUUAGACACCUUGUGGUACAUCCGACAGUAUCCGUACUCAAACAGGGACAACUUGAGCAUAGAAGGAGAAAAUGCUGCUGUUGUGGGGGAAAUGGAUUUUUACAAGAAAAAUGGAGGCGGGACUGUUGUGGAGAACACAACAUUGGGAAUUAAACGAGACAUCAAAUUCUACCAGUAUAUCGCGAAGGAAACGGGAGUUAAUAUAAUAGCAGGAACAGGAUUUUAUGUAGAGUCAUCUCGACCAGAGACACUGAAAAUGACGUCAGAAGAAAUGGAGGAGGUCAUGAAGACCGACCUUCUCCACGGAGCAGAGGGCGGGGGCAUCAGAUGUGGCAUCAUUGGAGAAGUCGGAUGUAGCUGGCCACUUGGGAAAAGUGAGAAGAUAGCCAUCCAAGCCUCAGCCAGUGUUCAGAGUGAACUUCAGUGUCCAGUCAUGAUACACCCAGGCAGGAACUCCAAGGCUCCGUUUGAAAUUGUCCGGAUUUACCAGGAAGCCGGGGGAGAUGUCGACAAACUUGUCAUGGCUCAUUUAGACAGAACAUUUCAUGAUGAGGAGGAGCUGGCAGAAUUCGCUGCACUUGGCAGUUACUGUGAAUAUGAUUUGUUUGGCAUCGAGACCUCUAUGUAUACCCAAAAUCUGAAAGUGGACAUGCCAAGCGAUGCUCAAAGAAUUCAGAGGAUUAAGUUCCUGAUAGAACAAGGCUACGAGGACAAAAUUCUUAUCGCUCAUGAUAUACACACCAAACACAGGCUGAUGAAAUACGGAGGCCAUGGCUACUCUCACAUCCUUAUUAAUGUGAUUCCUCACCUGAUAAACAGAGGGGUUUCCCAGUCCUCCCUUGAUAAAAUUCUGAAGGAAAACCCAAAGAAGUGGCUGACAAUGAAAUUAUAAAUGCUAUAAGCAGUUGUUGAGUGAUGAGGAUAAAAUUAUAUGUAUUGAUUGAUUCAGAUGUGAUUUUAUGGCAGCGGAUUUUUGCAUUUUCUUUUCAGUGUUCAUUAACCGGAAUACACAUAUCUAUACUCUCAUUUUAUAUAUGGAUUGCUGUUAUUUUAAAUUUUUUUGUUGUUCCAUUGCAAAUAUGCUUACAAUAAAUUGUUUCAAGAUUA
Molecule: messenger RNA, 1371 nt
Organism: Ostrea edulis (European flat oyster)
Lineage: Eukaryota; Metazoa; Mollusca; Bivalvia; Ostreida; Ostreidae
Product: phosphotriesterase-related protein-like
Exons: 9
Coding region: 116-1156 (346 amino acids)
Biological process (GO): catabolic process
Molecular function (GO): hydrolase activity, acting on ester bonds; zinc ion binding
Source: RefSeq, a predicted model, not a curated record